AUGGGGGUGCCCAUCCUCGUGGGCGGGGAGGCAGCUCUGGCCCAUGCUGCCGGGGGCCCAUAUCCUAGGGCCAAGGUCCGCACACUGCCCGAGAAGAAACACCAGGGAGCCCUGCCCCCUCGAACCCGGGGGGGGUCUGAUUACCCACCGUCACUGCGGGACCACGAGAGGGCACGGUGGGCUGAGUCGCGGGCUGCGGCGGAGAGGAGGCGAGGCACGUCCGAUCACCACGGCGGCCAGAUUCCGAAGGCUCGAAAGUGUAAUUGGAUUUUGAAGAUUCCAGAAUUAAUUGGAAGCCGUUCAGCCGCGUCCCUUUGUGAGGGAGUCAAGCGUCGAAUGCUGUCUUGCACGCGGCGCCGCUUUGUCACGUGUCAUGGCUGCGCAGCUGGUGCUUUGAGGGAGGAGAAGGAUGAGGAUGAUGAGGGUAAUAGCAGGAAUGGUGAUUAUAAGGACGGUAUUCGUGAGGAUAAUGACCUGCGCCAGGACGCCUCCUGGAGGGACAGCAUCUGCAUCUCCGUCGACUGCGAGGAUGAGCCAGUGGCAGCCAUCAAUGUGGAGGACCAGCUCUUCGACAUGUUCAAGGACGACACAGACCAAAAAGUCCACAUGGGGCGAUUUUUGGCUGCUCUCACAGACACAGGUCUGAGGAAGACAGACCCGCGCCUCCUUGAACUGAGGAACAACCUGAUGGAGGUCCACACCAGCCUGGAGUACCCAGAGGAUUCUUCCAUCAACUCCCUGCAGCUUGAAAAAGGAACAUUUAAGAGGCAUCAACGGUCACGCUCGCAGAGCCCGUCAGUCAACGGAUCUCCUUCCCACCGCGCCUAUCCCAUCACGUCUCCCACAUCAAGAUGGCUCGACAGACAGCAGUUCAAGAAGGUGAUUCAGGACAACAUUGUCUUGAUCUCGAGGGCCCUCCGGCACCAGUUUGUCAUCCCAGAGUGGCUUGACUUCAUCUCGCACAUCGAAGAGUUCUACUGGUCCGUCAAAGGGCUGACAGGAGGAAAGGUUGCCUCCUACAUUCCGCAGCUGGCUAGGUUCAGUCCAGACCACUGGGGGGUGUCAGUGUGCACCAUUGAUGGCCAGAGGUACUCCAUUGGCGACACUGACAUUCACUUCACCAUGCAGUCUUGUAGUAAACCAGUAACGUAUGCGAUUGCUCUUAAUGAACUGGGUAACGAAACAGUCCAUAAGUAUGUAGGGACUGAACCCAGCGGUCGAAUGUUCAACGCAAUUGUCCUCGACUAUAAUGAUAAACCGCACAAUCCCUUGGUCAACGCGGGCUCCAUCCUAGUCAAUGGUCUUCUGCAGAGUCUAGUCAAACCCGAUAUGUCUUCGUCCGAAAAAUUCGAUUACGUUCAGCAGUAUUUUAAGCGUAUGGCCGGCGGCGAGUACGUGGGCUUCAGCAACGGGACCUUCCUGUCGGAGCGGGAGAACGCCGACCGCAACUUCUCGCUGGGCUACUACAUGCGCGAGAACAAGUGCUUCCCGGAGAAGUGCGACCUCAUGGCGUCGCUCGAUCUCUACUUCCAGUGCUGCUCGAUGGAGGUCACGACGGAGAGCAUGUCGGUGAUGGCGGCCACGCUGGCCAACGGCGGCAUCUGCCCCAUCACGGGCGACCAGGUCAUGCAGCCCAACGCCGUCAGGGACGUCCUCUCGCUCAUGCACUCCUGCGGCAUGUACGACUACUCGGGCCAGUUCGCCUUCAAGGUGGGUCUCCCGGCCAAGUCGGGCGUCUGCGGCGCCAUCAUGCUGGUCAUCCCGAACGUGAUGGGCGUGUGCACGUGGUCGCCGCCCCUGGACUCGCUCGGGAACUCCGUCAGGGGACUCAAGUUCUGCGAGGAAAUGGUGCAGGUGUUCAACUUCCACCGCUACGACAACCUGCGCCACGCCGCCAACAAGAAGGACCCGCGCAAGCAGAAGUUCGAGUCGCGCGGACAGAAGGUGGUGUCGCUGCUGUUCUCCGCCUGCUCCGGCGACGUCACGGCCAUGAGGAGGUACGCCCUGGCCGGCCUCAACAUGGCGGAGAGCGACUACGACGGCAGGACGGCGCUGCACCUGGCCGCCGCCGAGGGCCACCUGGACACCGUGCGCUUCCUGCUGGACAAGUGCAGGGUCCCCCCGACGCCCAGGGAUCGCUGGGCCCACACGCCGGCCGACGACGCCGAGCAGUUCGGGUUCCCGGAGGUGGCGCAGUACAUCAAGGACUAUGAGCAGAGCCUGGAGGAGGCCAAGAAGAAGGACACCAUUGAGGAAGCGGAGGAGGAGACUCAGGCAGAGCAGUAAAAAGACUUUUCAAGGGACGGGGAACUGAAAGACGUCGUCUGCGAGGCAUUUAGACAUUAUUUCUUUCGGUUGAUUUCUAGUCAUUGGAACGUACAUUUCCAGGUGAAAGUGUAUGUGUGCUCUUGUUGUUUUUUACUCUUUUUCUAGUUUAGAAACGAUGGUUAGAAUCACCAUAAGAUAAUUUGUAUAUGUGAUGUCAGUCAGUUAUAUUCGACUCCAUUUUCGUGAUACGAAUUGUUAUAUAUUUUCCUUUUUUAUCAUAAAUGAUAUAUACAUAGCCAUACUGUAUAAACGGGAAACUGAAUAAAGGCAUCAGACAUAUUUCCCAAAAAAUAAUUUAUUGUAGAUAAUGUUAUUUUCAUUAAAUUUAUUGGCACAU
Messenger RNA from Penaeus vannamei (Pacific white shrimp), 2665 nucleotides. Lineage: Eukaryota; Metazoa; Arthropoda; Malacostraca; Decapoda; Penaeidae. The record is from RefSeq and is a predicted model, not a curated record.